Messenger RNA from Parastagonospora nodorum SN15, 612 nucleotides. RefSeq lists its product as hypothetical. The coding region runs from base 1 to 612 and encodes 203 amino acids. NCBI's taxonomy places the organism in Eukaryota, Fungi, Ascomycota, Dothideomycetes, Pleosporales, Phaeosphaeriaceae. The record is from RefSeq and is a predicted model, not a curated record. The transcript has a single exon.
AUGUGUCCUCAACAACACUGUAGCUCUUCCCCUAAGCCUGCAGGAUUACCCGGCCUACAAAGUGCCUUUUCCGAAGCUCUUGAGGAGCUCGAAGUGGAAAUAAACCUACAACCAGCACAGCCAGAAAUCAUGGUGCCAGUUCCACCCCAGUCACCAGAUGAGCUUUAUUUCGGAGAGAAUCUCCCUGAAGAGGAGUUUGAAGAGCAUGAGCCUGUUCCCACAAUCGAGCUCAAGAUUAUCGAAGACGAGCGAUUAUCAGAGUACGAUUACAACUGCUAUGAGGAGGAGCCGCAUACGAAGCGCAACCAGAAUGUGCUUGGUCUAAAGAUGGUUUACAUACAGCACGAUCUUACACAUGGUCGGUAUCCAACGCUGCCUAAGUACCCGGACCGCAUCGACAAAGUCUUUGGGUCCUAUGAACACUGGACAGCACUCCCGCCACCUGGGUUUCGUUCCAGGCGAGACCAAUUCGUUGACGAAGGCGAAACCGCUUUUUGCCAAUAUUUUCACAAACGCGGGCAAUUGCCAAAUCUAGAGGAGAGGAGCCGCUGGUUUAGGGCUCAGCAACAAGAUGAGGGACGUAAAGAUAGCGGAAACCCCUCGAUCUAUUGA